GCCCGCCAGGUUGUGCUGCAGUUGCACUGGCCUCGCAUCCCUCAUAAGAAGGUCUAGUUGACCAUAUAACCAUGCCUCCCACCCGGGACCCUUUCCAGCACCCUACGUUAGAUAACGAUGAUUCCUACUUGGGAGAACCGCGGGCUUCCAAGAAAUUGCCAUACAAGAACCCACCUCACCUGGCUCAGCAAGAGGAACCCUGGAGUCGGCUCAGCUCUACUCCCACAAUUACUUCCAUGAGGCGGGAAGCCUAUUUUUUUGAUUCCCAGGUACCAAAGGAUGACCUGGAUUUCCGAUUAUCAGCCUUGUACAACCACCACACUGGGAUGUUCAAGAACAAAAAUGAGAUACUGUUACACCAGGAGACUAUCCAGGAUACCCGUGGAUACAAGAUAAAACUCUCUGGGAAACUUUUACCUUCUCCCUCAGCAACCCCCAUCACUUCCCAGGCUAGUAUCAGACACUGGAUCAAUCCUAAGAAGGAGUCCAUCCACAGCAUCCUGGGAUCCAUAGUGUCCCCUCACACUGCAGCCACCAAUGGAGGCUAUUCCCGAAAGAAUGAUGGUGGCUUCUUCUCCACCUAAGGUACACAGGCCCCUGGACUAAUUAUAGUGGAACAUCCUGCCGCUUACCUCCAUUAAAUAGAUUUGUGCAAGAU
Nycticebus coucang (slow loris) is the source of this 658-nucleotide messenger RNA. RefSeq names its product cilia and flagella associated protein 276 (gene CFAP276). The transcript has 5 exons. The coding region runs from base 72 to 584 and encodes 170 amino acids. NCBI's taxonomy places the organism in Eukaryota, Metazoa, Chordata, Mammalia, Primates, Lorisidae. The record is from RefSeq and is a predicted model, not a curated record.